UUCGUGACAAGUCACUCAUCUCUCAAAACAAAGUGCGCCGUUAUCGUGUUUUUAAUUUUUGUGCAAUAAUUUGUUCUCGUACUGUGUCGGCCUAAAAUGUUAGAAUUCCUAAAAAUAAACGAUAAGCAUUAUGUGGUGGAAGUGCGGAAAGUUGCGGGAGAGCAAACCACAGUGGAAGAACACGAAAGGAAGCUUGUUCUGCAGUGCAAUCUGUUCGAUUUGAAUCAGCUCUGGUGCGAAACGAUUACCGUGGAAGACCUGAUCGAACGUGAAAAGACCAAUGAUUGCAUCAUACAGUACACUGCGGCGGUCGUUACCGAAACGCUUCUCGCCCGCAAAGCUGACGAUUUUAGCAUUAGUCAAGGAUGCGAAGACUCCAUCGGCGGGGACCUAUCGCUCCGGUUGAAGUACUACGUGCAAGGCAUUCCGGUGACGUUUACAUUGCGGCUUAAAGUGGCCACCAGCGAUGAGCUUGCAGAAAACAUAAUUUUGCCCACAUGGCGAACGAUUCUUAUGCUGUAUGAGGAAAACUGUGCCUUGAAGGACAUAAUUCUCAAAAAGGAUAUCGAAAUCGAACAAUACAAGGUCGAGGGAGCAGUCCUCAAAAGAAAUCUAGUAGCGACAGACAAAUUCGACGAACGCAAGUUCUCCGAAACAUUUCCACUGUCGACUUCGUCGGAGGGCCUAAAAAUGCGAGAUCUAAUAAAAACCAGAGAACGUCGGCUCAAUCUGAUGAAGCAUUUGAAAAUAAAAUCCAAAGAUCCUACCGAACCCGGAGGCAGUCCUAUCAAAAACUCGCCCAAGCUGAGCAAGACCAUACUGACACCGACCCGGAAAAGUCCCGGAGGCCGUGCCAAAGGGUUGGAAGCGAUAUUCGCUAAACAAAGAUUGCCGAAAUCAAUUUCGGCGUCAUCGAUGUCUCUGAAAAGGCUUCAGGCUAGUCAAUACGAUGAGGAAGAUGAUGACGAUAAGGCAGAGGUACUGAGCACUAGUCAAUCCACCAUAAACAGAAAUGAUUUGAACAAUACUUCAGGAUUGGUAAAAAUAAGGAAAAUUACAAAAUUAUAGAAGACUGUUUAUGUAUUUUACAGUUUGUAUGUUUGAUUUAGCAUUUUGUAUCCAAUUAAUAUAUUGGCAAUAGCCGUUGUAAAUUUUA
Molecule: messenger RNA, 1156 nt
Organism: Aedes albopictus (Asian tiger mosquito)
Lineage: Eukaryota; Metazoa; Arthropoda; Insecta; Diptera; Culicidae
Product: non-homologous end-joining factor 1-like
Exons: 5
Coding region: 97-1068 (323 amino acids)
Biological process (GO): double-strand break repair via nonhomologous end joining
Cellular component (GO): DNA ligase IV complex; nucleus
Molecular function (GO): DNA end binding
Source: RefSeq, a predicted model, not a curated record